AUGAGUACUUUGUCGGUUGCAGUUUUCUUGAUUUCAUUUCAUUUUGCCUUUGCUCAGUACCCAUUUGGUAGAGGAGGGUGUGGAGGAUGCCCGACUCCAAUGUGCCAACCAAGAAUGCCAUGUGCUGCACCGAUGCCAAUGCCGAUGCCAAUGCCAGUCUGUCCUCCACCUCCACCAUGCCCGGCUCAAUUCUGUCCACCACCACCAAUUUGUCCUCCGCCUCCACCACCGCCAAUGCCAUGCCCUCCACCACCUCCACCAAUGCCGAGACCAUCUUGCCCGUGUAUGAUGCAACGACCAUCGUUCUACCCAUCAUAUGUUCCCCAGUACUAUCAGCCAAUGAUGCCUCAGCCAAUGCCAACAGCUGGAGGAUGUGGAGGUGGUGCAGUUGUACCAUCAGUCAGAAUUCCAGCUCAGAACGAUUGUUGCUGUGGCUGCUCAUCGCCAUGCAAGUACAAAAGUGUGAGACGCGCCGCAUUUGCAGCCAAAACAAUCGACCCUUCGUGUAACAGUUCCGAACUGAAAAACAUUAUCCUUGAUAAUAUUAGCGAAGAUGCAAGUGAAUCAAAGAGGAACAUUCAGAAAAUUGCCGAAGAAACACUAGGCCAUGAGGUGAACGUUAUUUGUGGUACAGGAGAAUUCAGUUACAUAGCUCAUACCGAUACAUUCUGCCAAGCAUUUAAGGAAGAUGUCACCUGUUAUGCAUUCAAACCAUUGCAAUAAACUUAUUUGGUGUUUUUUUUUUGUCUGUAUUUCCUGCUUUUUCUGUCCACUACUGGCUUCAAUAAAUUAAUUUUUUG
Molecule: messenger RNA, 800 nt
Organism: Caenorhabditis elegans
Lineage: Eukaryota; Metazoa; Nematoda; Chromadorea; Rhabditida; Rhabditidae
Gene: grl-6
Product: Ground-like domain-containing protein
Exons: 5
Coding region: 1-723 (240 amino acids)
Source: RefSeq, marked reviewed